Molecule: messenger RNA, 1806 nt
Organism: Vollenhovia emeryi
Lineage: Eukaryota; Metazoa; Arthropoda; Insecta; Hymenoptera; Formicidae
Product: ATPase family AAA domain-containing protein 1-like
Exons: 7
Coding region: 256-1392 (378 amino acids)
Cellular component (GO): mitochondrial outer membrane
Molecular function (GO): ATP hydrolysis activity; ATP binding
Source: RefSeq, a predicted model, not a curated record
ACGGGAGGCUUGGAGCGCGACGUUAGCGCAGUGCACCGCGCAUGCCUCCCGCUUUCUCGCGUUCCGCUCUAACCUCCAAGUUGUCGUCCACUUUCCUCGCUCAGCGAAAUCGCGAGUCCGGGACAGGUUAGGUCGCCAGGAGCCACGCACUGGACUGGAGGUGACCGGAGGAGCCCUCGGCGCGCGUUCCAGGCCAGCACAGGCAGAUUCGCACAACGCGGUAAGUCUCGUAGCGUAGAGUGUUCCCAGCGUACGAUGAACAUGGCAGCGAGCGCUGGCCUCACGCGGCAGGAGGUGCUGAUGCUGGUGGCGAGGUUGACGUGCGUCGCGGCGAUCGGUUUCUUCAGCAUGCGAUGGCUCAUCAGUCAGCUUGAUCCUACCAGGAGUACCAAGCAAAGGGCCAAGAAGAAGGCUCGAGAGCAGUUGCGCAAGUUGGCAGAGAGCGACACGUAUGCGCGAUCCUUUGACAUGGACCAGUUGACAGACUACGAAAUGAUAAUAGCCAAUCAUCUGGUGGAUCCAAGCGACAUUAAGGUAUCGUGGAGCAGUAUCGCUGGUCUGGACAACGUUAUUCAAGAGCUCAAGGAGACAGUCAUCCUGCCAAUACAGAGAAAGGAGUUGUUCGAAGAUUCACAGUUGACUCAAGCGCCCAAGGGAGUAUUGCUGUACGGUCCGCCAGGUUGCGGCAAGACCAUGAUCGCCAAGGCUACCGCUCGGGACGCGAAAACACGCUUCAUAAAUCUUGACGUGAGCAUUUUGACUGACAAGUGGUACGGGGAGAGCCAGAAGCUGGCCUCCGCCGUUUUCUCGUUAGCGGUGAAACUGCAGCCCUGCAUUAUUUUCGUUGACGAGAUAGAUUCGUUUUUGAGAUCGCGCAAUUCACAGGAUCACGAGGCCACGGCGAUGAUGAAGGCCCAGUUUAUGUCAAUGUGGGACGGUUUGAUAACCGAUCCUGACUGCACCGUGAUUAUAAUGGGAGCCACUAAUAGGCCACAGGAUUUAGAUAAGGCAAUUCUGCGUCGUAUGCCAGCGACCUUCCACGUUGGAUUGCCAAAUGAGCAGCAGCGGGUAAAAGUAUUGCAAUUGAUAUUGAAAAACGAGCCAACUGCAGACAACGUAGAGAUCUCAACGUUGGCGAAACAUACAGAAGGCUUUUCUGGGUCUGAUUUGCAAGAACUUUGUCGGAACGCGUCUAUAUAUCGUAUUAGAGACUAUUUAUGCUCGCACGACGGACUCAAGUGCGAGAACAACACAGAAGAUGAAUAUGACGAAGAAUUUCACGAUACCGUGCGGCCCAUCACGAUGGAGGACUUGCUGAAAUCGUUCAGAAAAAUGAGAACUUCAAAACUGCACACGGGAACGCUCAGCACGAGGCAGCUGGAUCUAGAUUAAGGAAAGAAAUUUAUCCUUUGUUAAUUGCUGUCCGUGACUGUUUUUUUUUUCACAGUUCUUCGUGUGUUACAUAGCUGUUACGACAACGAUGACAGUGAUAUUCUGCUUCGUUACGAAACUACAAUCGUCGAUACUGUUGCGAGUGGUUUCCUCGUCGUGAACGUUAAAGAAUUUUUAUGGAAACAUUAUGAUGUUGAAGUAGCGCGAGUAGAAUCAUCGAGCGAAGUGUUUAUAAUUCCAUAGUAAAAGACAUCGUAGGAAAAAUUGUAUAAUAACAUCAAUUGGAAUAUUUCUCCGAGUAUUACAUUAAAUUCAUUGUCUAUAAUGACAAUGAAUGGCCUGGAUGUUAUUUAAUCUUAUUUCAAAAUUUUUUAUUUUAUUUUAUUUGAUUUCUUUUGUAGAGAAUAUAAUAUG